Eurypyga helias (sunbittern) is the source of this 1039-nucleotide messenger RNA. Its product is annotated as flap endonuclease GEN homolog 1-like. Lineage: Eukaryota; Metazoa; Chordata; Aves; Eurypygiformes; Eurypygidae. The transcript has 9 exons. Gene Ontology annotation, molecular function: 5'-flap endonuclease activity; four-way junction DNA binding. The annotation marks the transcript as partial. The record is from RefSeq and is a predicted model, not a curated record.
AUGGGAGUGACUGAUCUGUGGCAAAUCCUUGAGCCUGUGAGACAACCUGUCAGCUUGAGCAGUCUCAGAGGAAAAACGCUUGCUGUGGAUUUAAGUCUGUGGGUUUGUGAAGCACAGGCCGUCAAAAAGAUGAUUGGAGUAGUUACCAGGCCACAUCUGAGAAACCUGUUUUUUCGGUUCUCUUUCUUAACAUCAAUGGGAAUUAAACUAGUGUUUGUCAUGGAAGGAGAGGCCCCCGAGUUGAAAGUGGACACCAUGAGUAAGAGGAACGAGAUGCGCUAUGGACCUUCAGAGAAAGCUGGACCUGCAAGAACAGGGAGAUCUUUAUUUAAAGCCAUGUUGAAAGAGUGUCUUGAACUGCUGGAUUGUUUAGGUGUCCCUUGGGUUCAAGCAGCCGGGGAAGCAGAGGCCAUGUGUGCCUACCUAAAUGCAGAAGGACGUGUUGAUGGCUGCAUCACGAAUGAUGGAGAUGUCUUCUUAUAUGGCGCUCAAACAGUGUAUAGGAACUUUGCCGUGAAUGCUAAGGAGCCACUUCUUGACUGUUACACAAUGUCCGCUAUUAAGGAGAAGCUUGGUUGUGACAGAGAGUCUUUGAUUGGGCUAGCUGUUCUUCUGGGUUGUGAUUAUCUUCCGAAGGGCGUUCCAGGAGUUGGGAAAGAAAAAGCUUUAAAGUUAAUUGGGAGUUUGAGAGGUCAAAACUUACUGCAAAGGUUUGAGCAAUGGAAGGAACAAUUUCAUUGUGAUAAUAAUCCACCUUUGUAUGCUAAAAGGGUAAUUCACUGUUCCAAGUGCCAUCAUCCAGGAUCUUCUAAGGAACAUGAGCACCAUGGAUGUAAAGUCUGUGAAAGCACUAGGUACUGCAAACCCACUGACUCCAAAUACUGCCCUUGUGAAUGGCAUCAGCUGGAGCGAGUGAAACAAGCAAGUGCAGUGGAAGACAAUAUCAAAAAAAAAGCUAUCAGUUGUGAGGGCUUUCCAUUCUCUGAGGUUAUCCAAGAAUUUCUUGUAAACAAGAAUAAAUUGGUCAAGAUAAAGGAAU